Molecule: messenger RNA, 588 nt
Organism: Monoraphidium neglectum
Lineage: Eukaryota; Viridiplantae; Chlorophyta; Chlorophyceae; Sphaeropleales; Selenastraceae
Exons: 7
Coding region: 1-588 (195 amino acids)
Source: RefSeq, a predicted model, not a curated record
AUGAUAGCUUACAAGAACCGCUUCUCGUGCCCAGCGGCGUCGGGCCGGCGCGCCGGUGCACACUGGCUUGCAAUCGCAGUGGUGCUUACGACAGACAUGCUCGGCGUCGGCACGCUGGGCCUGCCCGCCGACUUUGCGCGGCUGGGCUGGCUCCCAGCACUGCUGACGAUGGCGCUCUUCAUCGGCGGCGGCGUCUACAGCGGCAGCAUAUACCAGCGCCUGGCCCUGCGCGUGCCGGACGCCGUCGUCUUUGACCAGAUCGGAUCCGCGGCCAUGGGCAACCUCGGCCGCGGCCUCAUGCUCUACGGCUAUGAGGUGUCUGGCCUGGUGGCCCACGCACUCGUAGUCAUCCUCAUCCUGCCCCUCGCUCAGAUGCACCAUCUUGAGGAUGUCGCGAUCGUUGGGAUCUUCGGGACCCUGGCUAUGCUGGUCGCUAUCGCGGUGGUGGUGGGGAAGCUUCUAGCCACCUACCUGGCCGCCGGCGGCGCGCCCCCCGCGCCCACCGAGCUCGUCGCAGGCGGGUCGUUUUACGUGGCCAUGGUUGGAGUGGUCGACAUCGCGUUCAGCUUCGGGGGCCAGAUCAAGUAA